AUGGAGCAGCGCAGGGAGCAGCGGGAGUCCAGCCGGAGGGUUUUCGCCAGCAGCGGGAGCAGCAGGAUAAAGCAGCAGAAAUGGGACACCGCUUCCCAGGGAGGGCAGGACCUCCAAUCAGCAUCUGCUGCGUUAGAAACCAACAAAUCUGCCUCCAGUCAUUCAUUGAUCAGCCGGACUGCUGCAUCGCAUCUGAUAUCCUCAAGUACAGAGAGGACCGCAAAUGCCUCAUGGACACUCAGCUCUGAUCAAUCAUCAGCUAACAUAGCACCAUCUGAUUUGCCAUCAUCUGGCCAAUCUCCGACCAGCUCACUACCGUUACCAUCAAACCAAUCAUCAUCUGGUUCAGCAUUACCAGGAAACACAGGAGUCUUUCCACCGGAGCCUCCAGUCAAUAUUUCACUGCUCACCAGGCAGGCGAAGGAAGCUCUGAAGUCAUCGAACCGUAGGAUUCCAGGGGAGCCGUGUGGGUUUCCCUGCCUGAACGGAGGACAGUGCAUUCAGUCACAGUCAUGUGACUGCAGCUUGUUUCAGGCCACUGGUCACAGAUGUCAGACAGUUCCAAAUCCUGGUUUUGAGAGGGAGAUGACGUGUAGAUCUUGGGGUCAGUACAACUUCGAGACCUUCGACGGCCUCUAUUACUACCUCCCAGGCCGAUGCACGUACACUUUACUGAGGGACUGUGAGGAAACCACCCAGGCCAGCAUCGUUGUCCAGGUACACAAUGACCCCGGCUGUGGCUCCGCCCCUUACACCUGCCAACGAUCCAUCAGUGUUUUCCUGCCGUGGGAGGGCGAAGUCCGACUGCAUGCCACUAAUGUGACCUUUAAGGGUCAAAGCUUGCAGUUGCCUCAUCACAUCCAUGACCUGCAGGUGGAGCGGAUCUCACAGUACGUCCUAGUAACGCAGCAGCAUGGCUUCACGCUGGCCUGGGAGGGCCGCAGCGGCUCAGUCUACAUCAAACUCAGCCCAGAGUUUGUGGGCAGAACCUGUGGCCUGUGUGGGAACUUCAAUGCUGAUGUCCAGGAUGACCUGAAAACCAGCUACGGUGUGCUGACUCAUGAAAUAGAAAUGUUUGGGAACAGCUGGGUUGAAGCCGACCCACACCAGGAGAGAUGUCCCAUGGUCCCCUCUGGUUUCCCUUCACCCUGUGCUGCAGUUGAGGCUCACGUUCUGUUGAAAGUAGAGGAAGUGUGUGCAAUGCUGCUGGAUCCACCAUUUCAGAGCUGCCAUGACUUUGUCAGCCCACUGUCCUACAUGGCCAGCUGCUCCAACGACCUCUGCAUGUCGGGUCCCAGCGGUGAUGUGGUAUGCCAGGUGUUCAGUGAGUAUGCCCGGGCCUGUGCCCAUGCUGACCACCCACUGCACGACUGGAGGCAGCACAUUCCUCAGUGUGUGAAGCAGUGCCCUUUGGGACUGCAGUACAGGGAAUGCAUCAGCUGCUGCCCCGAAUCCUGCAACCUGGAGCGAACCUGCAUCGACAGCAAGCUGGCCUGCCUGGACGGAUGCUACUGUCCUGAUGGUCUGAUUUAUGAAGAUGGAAGCUGCGUGGCGCCCUCCGACUGUCCCUGUGAGUACCACGGCAUGUUUUAUCCAUCCGGACAGACCCUGCAAGAAGAGUGCAACAACUGCACAUGCGUGGGUGGAGUGUGGAACUGUACUGACUACAGCUGCCCAGGCGAAUGCUCGGUGACGGGCGACAUGUAUUUUCAGUCCUUUGACGGCCGGAUCUACACCUUCCCUGCGACUUGUCAGUACGUCCUCGCCAAAAGCCGAAACUCAGGGAAGUUCACCGUCACGAUCCAGAACACCCCCUGUGGAGCUAAUUUGGACGGGGCUUGCAUCCAGUCAGUUAACCUGGUCAUUGACGAGGAUCCCAGAACGGAGAUUACACUGAGUCACAUCGGAGAGGUCUUCAUGGCCGGACAGUACCGCAUCUCGCUGCCCUAUUCUGACGACGUUUUUCACAUCCAGGAGCUGUCGUCCAUGUUCCUCCAAGUGAGGACGACGUUCGGCCUGCGUCUGCAGUACAGCUGGAAGGACUUCCGCCUCUACCUGCAGGCCGACGAGCCGUGGAAGGACGACACUGUGGGGCUGUGCGGCACCUUCAACGGCAACAUUCAGGACGACUUCCUGUCUCCCUCAGGAAUGAUAGAAAGCACCCCUCAGCUGUUUGGAAAUGCCUGGAGGGUCUCGUCAGCCUGUUCGAUCAGCCUGAGCACGCCUCAGCUGGACCCCUGUGAUACGCACCAGCAGGCCGUGACCUACGCCUCUGAGAUGUGUGACGUGUUGAAUCAGGAUCUGUUCUCCGCCUGUCACGAGUACCUGAGUCCGACCCCUUUCUACCAGCAGUGUCGCUCGGACACCUGUAAGUGCGGGACGCCCUGCCUCUGCUCGGCGCUGGCCCACUACGCUCGCCACUGCCGUCGCUUCUCCAUCAUCGUUGACUUUCGAUCGCACGUCUCCGACUGUGCCGUCACCUGUCCCGCCACCAUGCAGUACGGCACCUGCGUGUCGUCCUGCCAGCGGCGGUGCUCCUCCCUCUCCGUCCCGCAGCACUGCGGCGAGGAGUGCGAGGAGGGCUGCGUCUGUCCUCAGGGCUCCUUCUACAACCACCGGACACACGUCUGCGUGCACAGGAGCGAGUGUCCUUGCAGUUUCCUUGGAAGCGAUUAUGAACCAGAAGAUGUGAUCAUGACUUCAGCAGGUGUUCAAAUUUGUCUGAAUGGAAAACUGGUGUCCCAAACCGCAGACACUGACAGGUUAUGUCCAGUUGGUCAGCUCUACCAGAACUGCUCGGAGGGGGACGCCGACCUCCUGGCAGGAAGGGGCGUGGCCUGUGAGCGAACCUGUGAGUCCUACCUGCUCAACCUCACCUGCUCAGCCCACGAGCAGUGCGUGGCCGGAUGCACCUGCCCUCCAGGCCUUCUAAAACAUGGAGAUGAGUGCUUUGAACCUGCAGCCUGUCCCUGCCUGUGGAAAGGGAAGGAGUAUUUCCCCGGUGACAGAGUCUCCUCCCCGUGCCACCAGUGUGUUUGCCAGCACGGGACGUUUCAGUGCGUGUUCCGCCCGUGUCCGUCCAUGUGCACGGCUUACGGCGAUCGCCACUACAGGACGUUCGACGGACUGCUGUUUGACUACGUUGGAGCCUGCAAAGUCUACCUUGUAAAGAGCAGCGCUGAUGUGAUGCUCAGUGUUACAGCUGAGAACGUCGACUGUUUCGACAGCGGAGUCAUCUGCAGGAAGUCACUGCUGAUCAACAUCGGAAGAUCCUUCAUAGCGUUCGACGACGACACCGGGAAGCCGAAUCCGUCCAGCGUCAUCGACAGGAAGCAGAGGAUGUUCAUCUGGCCGGCGGGAUACUUCACAGUUAUUCAGUUCCCGAAGGAAGAAGUCACCGUCCUCUGGGAUCGGAAAACCACCGUCCACAUCCAGGUUGGACCGCGCUGGCAGGGGAAGUUAAGCGGUCUGUGUGGGAACUUUGACCUGAAGACUGUGAAUGAGAUGCGGACCCCUGACAACAUCGACUCCCCGACACCACAAGAGUUUGGAAACAGCUGGACUGCAACAGAGUGUGUGAACAGUCCAGAUAUCAGACACCCCUGCAGCCUCAGUCCGCUCAGAGAGCCUUUUGCAAAGCGCCAGUGUGCAGUUCUGCUCAGUGAGGUCUUUCAGGCCUGCCAUCCAGUGGUGGACGUCACCUGGUUCUACAUGAACUGCCUGGCAGACACGUGCGCCUGCAGUCGUGGAGGCGACUGUGAGUGUUUCUGCACCAGCGUGGCGGCGUACGCACAGCGCUGCUGCCACCAGGGGGUUCCUGUCGACUGGCGUGCCCCCUCCCUGUGUCCAUAUGAUUGUGAAUUCUACAACAAAGUCCUGGGUAAAGGUCCCUUCAGGCUCUUCACCUUCAGGGACAGGACGACGUCGCUGGCAGCUGAAAGGUCCAGCGGCUCCGUGUUCCUGCUGCGAGGCAACGUCAGCUCAACCACCGCCGCUGACAUCCUGUCACAGUUCAUGAUGACUCCCGGCCUCAGCAGAGCUCGACCACAUGACACAUCGCGGGUUUCCUUCGAGGCCGCCGACAGGCCAAACUAUUUCCUGUUUGCGAGCCGCGGCGGCCAGGUGAGGUUGGCCAAGUGGGAGGACAGCAAUGCAUUCUGGGAUGGAGCCACGUUCGUCCUCCACAGGAACACCUGGAUCCCCGGCUACGACUCGCUGGAGUCCCACGCAAAGCCCGGCUUCUUCCUGCACGGCGCACCGCCUCGCCUUCUCCUGCUGAAGUACAGGCACACCGACAGCUUCCGCAAGGCCACGCUGUUCAGACUGACAGGCCCCGGGCCAGACACUCCAGCGCGUCCUCAGUGUCAGUGGAGGUACGACUCCUGCGUUAGCCCCUGCUUCAAGACCUGCAGCGACCCCUCAGCUGAGGCCUGCGUCACCAUCCCACAAGUGGAGGGCUGCCUUCCUGUCUGCCCCCCUCACAUGGUCCUGGAUGAAGUCACCCGACGAUGUGUUUACGUGGAAGAUUGUAUCAAAGCUCCAGCUGUUGUUCACCCCGGAACGUCGACCGCUGUUCAGCCGACCCCUGCAGCUGUCACUUCAGCCACCACCGCGAACACCACUGCCUCCUCUACGCCUUUCAAACCCAUCAUUUCCCCCACCACACCCUCUACACCUGCACACGCUUCCUCCACGCCUAAAACCACCACCACAGCUCCAGCUGUGAGUGUCCAGACCAGCUCAUCCUCCCCUGCCGAGCCAACCCGUCCUGCCUCUACCUCUUCUACAGCUUUUACACUUUCCAGUACAGCAGGAUCGCCAUCUCCUCCCAUAGUGCCCCCUCCUUUGAGACCAGAGGUGGUGGAGCCUCUGCCUACUGUCAGAGUGACAGAGGCCCCGCCCACAAUCAUUACUGAUACAACAACAACAACAACAACGACAACAACUGGGUCACUGAGCUCUGCUGUCAGUCCAUUUGAUGAAGCCACCUCUGGGACGAGCGCCGCUCCCUACGCCAUUACCGCUCUGCUCUGGCUCACCUCCACCAAAACAGUCACAGAGUCUAUCCAACCGCUCCCCAGAACCUCGGCUGCAACCCUGCAAUCAACCACCACGCCCACAGGGACAUCAGCUGCUGUUGAGGGGCCGACCACAAUCAGGACUGCUUCUGUCGUGCACCCGUCAGAGGAGACAACGGAAACCACGACUCGAUCCGCAGUGGUUCCUCCAGUUGUCACAUCCUCCAGGCAAAGUCCUGCUCCAGAGACUUCCACCAUUACAGACAAGACUUCUGUUUCAUCGACAGACACCACCACAAAGGCAGCAACGACUGAGAGAAUACCCGCAACAGAAGAACCACUGCCUCCUGGUUUACCAAGCACAGCCUCCACCACAGCUCUACCUCCCCAAACCUCACCUUCUGUUGAAACUGGAACCGUAUCCCUGCCAGCAGUCACUUCCCACAGACUGACACAGUCGGUCACUCCAGUUGCACCUUUUACUACCAGUAAGACGACGCCACGCAUGAGCCUAGAAACAUCAGCACCGGGUACCACAGCUGGAAUUUUACACCCCAUCUCUACUGAUAAGACAACUUCCUCAGCCAGAGUUUCUGAGUUACCAGUUACAACUCUUUAUCACGUUUCACCGACAUCUGCUGCGCCAUCUCUCCUCACCUCGGCUACGACAGACUGGGGAACCACGACAGAGAAAGUGACCACACCUGAAUUCUCAACAUCUAAAAUACCCGUGGCUACGACAACAACAGCUGCACCUCCUCCCUCAAAGAUUACAGAUACUCCAACAUCUCCAGUGUCGACCGCCUAUAGUGAGAAAACUUCCUGGUCUGCAUCAGUGACAGAGAGAACCACCACCAGUACCACAGUCGCAAUGAAAAUACCUUCAGACACUGUAGAGACAACCACCUUAUCCACAGGUCCUCUGGUGACAGAGGAAGCCACGUUGCCUUCAAUCCCUCAAACACAAACAGCUGUUGUACCAACGUCAGUGAAAACGGAGAGUUCAGUCCAUCCAGUUUCUACUGAACGUACCUCUGAGCCGUGGCGUCCGCCCCACUGGGAGACCUCCUCCACCCCUGUUUACAGACACACAGUGAGGACGACCCCAGAGGUCACAUCUGAAGGUGUAGGGCAUGCGGUCACCACUACUGAAACCACACACAUCCCUCAUAUUUCAGUCACUUCUAUCACUUCUGCAACAUCAGCAGCUUCCUCAUCCACCACCACUCAAACUACAACACCUGAAACCUCUACUGUAGAAAUUGUCCCCACCACCACCGUAAAGCUGCUUACACCUCCACUUCAACCUGAGGCUGGCACUCCCGAGACCCACCUCACCACGACUCAUUCCAGAGCGCCACCUGCUGUCGUCACCACCACUCUCAGGCCGGUCGUCAUUCAGCCGGUUACAGAAACGACUCAGCCGGUGACGGGUAGAGUGCAGGCAACCACCAGAGCAACAACCACGCCACCCACGUCAUGGUCCCCUCACCACAAGACCACCUCUGUGGCUGUCCCCAGGACGACGGCGGUCUCUGACAGAGUCACCACACGGCUGGUGUCCACCUCCAGGCCUACGCCUGAUUUAUCAACCGUGACUGUCACACGCACGUCGCCCCCCAGGACGACACCCAGAGUUCCUGUCACAACGAGAGUGACCUCCAGAGCCACGUCAACUGAGAGCAGCUACACCAAGACACAGCAUGACGACCUGGUCAGGGCUGACAUCUACUACACCGGUGGAGCCGGUAACAACAGCCACUACAGUCGAAGACAGCGAUACAACCACGGCAGGUCCCCACCUGAUCACCACAUCCACUCCGGCAGUACCCGUUUCUACGGCAACAACACACACAGCAUCUACAGACAUUCCAACCACAACCGCCCGGGACUCAUCUCAGACAACUCCGAUGUCACCCCUCCGUAUGCGGAGAUUGUUGAUGAAUGCACAAAGUACAUCUGUGUCAACAACCAGCUGAUCCUGUUCAACAAAUCUCUGAGCUGCCCCUUCACUGCCGACCCGCCGAACUGCGGCCUGCUGGGCUUUGCUGUCCUGGUCAAUGGAGACAAGUGCUGCCCUCAGUGGGACUGUCCAUGUCGAUGUACGGUGUUCCCUGAUCUGAAUGUGAUCACCUUUGAUGGAAACAGCGUCGCCGUUUACAAGGCAGCUUCUUACAUCGUGACCCAGCUGCCCAAUGAGACCGUCAGCAUCCUGGUUCAGGAGUGUCCUGCUGACUCCGAGUCACCACUCCUCUGGAAUUUCACAAACCUCUGUCUGGUGGCGCUCAACAUCACCCACAAAUCCAACCACAUUGUGAUCAACAGACUGCAGAGGAGGCUGUACGUCAACACUCGCUAUGCCAAACCUCGAUUCAGAAAGUACGGCUUUGAAAUCUACGACACGGGGAACAUGUACCUGAUCCGCAGUCCGUCCGGCCUCAAGCUGCAGUGGUACCACAGCACGGGCAUGAUGGUGAUCGACACGGACAGCUACACCAACAAGCUCCCCACCAUGGGCCUCUGCGGCUUCUGUGACGGAGACCCGACAAACGACCUGACCAUGGCGAAUGGCACAACGGUGGGAGGAGGCGAGGACCCGGCUCUGUUCAUCGACAGCUGGCAGGUUCCCAACACCACCAGCUACAUCAGCCACAGCCGCCGCCGUGAGCUCAACUGCUCCACCAGCGACUGCUCCACCUGCCUGGCCAUGCUGGAGAAGCGGGCCUUCAUGCCCUGCCACGCCUUCGUCCCACCAAGCACGUUUUGUGAGGUUUGGGUCCGAGAUGCAGAGUAUGUGAACAACCAAUGUGUGGCGCUGGCUGCUUAUGUUGCUUUAUGCCACAAAUUCAAUAUCUGCCUUGAGUGGAGGAGUCCAGACUACUGCCCCUUCGUGUGUCCGGACAGCCUGCGGUAUCAGGCCUGCCUCCCGGCCUGCACGUCUCAGUCCUGUCCCAACCACGAGUUCGAUUCCGACCCCGACCAGUGCUCGGGCCUGACUGAAGGCUGCGUGUGCCCUGAGGGAACACUCCUCCACCGGCCCUACUCCGCUCUCUGCAUCCCGCCUGAUAAAUGUGCUUGCACCGACAGCUCCGGCGUUCCUCGGUCGCACGGUGAGGUCUGGAAGGCCUCAAAAGACGCCUGCUGCAUGUACCGCUGCGAUAACGACACCAUCGUUCCCGUGGAGUACAACUGCUCCAGCAUGGCGGCGCCGGUGUGCAGCCGAGGAGGGGAGGUGAUCAUCGGCCUGGCCGACGACACCAGCUGCUGCCCUCGUAAAGUCUGCGUGUGUAACCAGACCCUGUGUGACCAGCUUCCUCCUGAGUGCAAAUAUGGAGAAAAGCUGGUGUCGUACUACAGACAGGACUCCUGCUGUCCGGACUACGUUUGUGAGUGUGAUCCGGAGCUCUGCGAGUCGGACGUUCCCUCCUGCAGAGACGACCAGACUCUGAUCGCCACCCGAGCCGACGGCAGCUGCUGUCUGGCCAACAUCUGCAUGUGUAAUCCCUGUAUGGAGACGCCUCCCGUCUGCCAGGACGGUGAAGUUCUGACUGUCGACAGCAACACGACGGAUCGAUGCUGCCCGGCCUACCAGUGUGUGUGUGAGCCUUACAGGUGUCCUCAGAUCAGCUGUCCUAUGGGGAUGUCGGUUGUGUCCACUUCCAGCCCGAGUCAUUGCUGUCCCAACCAAACAUGUGAGUGUUCCUGUGAAAAGAUCUCCUCCCCAAAAUGUGGUCUGGGAGAAGCUGCCCAGCUGGACAGAGCCUUUCUGUCCGACCCACAAAACCAGUGCGCGUGCAAGAGAUACAAGUGUGUGCGCGAGGCGGUGUGCGUGUUUGGCGAGCGCGGCGUGCUGCGGCCCGGUCAGACCCUGGUGGAGCACGGAGACGACGGCCUCUGUCACAGCCGGCAGUGCAGCCGCAGCCUGGACCCGGCGAGCGGCUUCCACCUGCUGCGCACCAACAGCAUCAACUGCUCCGCCCACUGCCAGCCAAACCAACUCUACAUUCCUCCUAAAGACCAGUCGACAUGCUGCGGUGUCUGUAAGAAUAUCUCCUGCCUGUACGAGCAUGAGAACGGGACCGCCGGUCUGUACAAGCCGGGAAAGUCCUGGGUGUCGAACUGCAUGAAGUUUGACUGCGCCGACACGCUAUCAGGCCCCACGCUCAUCUCCUACUCCUUCAGCUGCCCCCCCUUCAAUGAAACCGAGUGCACGAAGAUCGGUGGAACUGUCGUAAGUUACAUGGAUGGAUGCUGCAGGACGUGUACUGGAUUCCCUCUGUUCCCUUUCCCCGUUAGCCCCUUGACUCCCACAGUUAACACUAACUGUGAAAGAGGUAAAGAAGAUGGAAAGUCCUGUCAGAAGGUGACAGUCAGAAUGACCAUCAGGAAGAACGACUGUCGCAGCAACAGACCGGUGAACAUCGUGUCCUGUGAUGGGAAGUGUCCGUCCGCCAGCAUCUACAACUACAACAUCAACACGUACGCGCGCUUCUGCAAGUGCUGCCGGGAGACGGGGCUGCAGCGGCGCUCCGUGCAACUCUACUGCAGCAGCAACGCAACCUGGGUCAGCUACACCAUCCAGGAGCCCACCGACUGCUCCUGCCAGUGGUCCUAA
This is a messenger RNA of Salarias fasciatus (jewelled blenny), 9633 nucleotides long. It is a transcript of the gene otog, whose product is annotated as otogelin. Gene Ontology annotation, cellular component: extracellular matrix. Gene Ontology annotation, biological process: L-arabinose metabolic process. The transcript has 58 exons. The record is from RefSeq and is a predicted model, not a curated record. Gene Ontology annotation, molecular function: alpha-L-arabinofuranosidase activity; protein binding. Bases 1 to 9633 code for a protein of 3210 amino acids. Lineage: Eukaryota; Metazoa; Chordata; Actinopteri; Blenniiformes; Blenniidae.